Molecule: messenger RNA, 727 nt
Organism: Paramuricea clavata
Lineage: Eukaryota; Metazoa; Cnidaria; Anthozoa; Malacalcyonacea; Plexauridae
Source: the annotation of a GenBank genome assembly
AUGGCUGCCUCAACAAGCAAGCAAGAAGCACGCGUAAGGUAAGAAAUAUUCGUUUAAAUCUCUACUGUAUUCACACUUCCUGGUAUUUUUAAAUAGAGAAAACAACAAGCAUUAUUCGAAAUUAAUAUUUAUUCAUUUAAAGUUAGGAAAUAUAUAAAAUUACUCGAAAAAUAGACCACAAAAUAUAUGUGUUGCUCACAAGCAACAUUGGGUGCAAAGUGCAACAUGGAUAUGACCACAUGUGAUAUAUGUUUUUAUGUUAUUAUUUCAUUUUUAGCGAUAUUUACUUAUAAGUAUUCUGUAAGAUAUUGCAAAACACACAAAUCUAGAAGAACAAAAUGUUAGGAAACCAUUGUCAUAACAUAUUUUGUUUAUAUUUUGAUUUUUUGUGACAUUUCUUACCAAAAUAUAUAUUUUAUUCCUACAGGCAAAGGAUUUUGUUGAACUUGAUGACAUUUUGGAUACAGUAACAGGGUCUGAUAGCCAAUGUGAUAUUUUGUCGUCUGGAGAUGAGUUGGAUGGUGAUGACGAUUGGGAGUUGGAUAAUGUUCAAGGUGGUUGUCGUGGCGAUUAUGGUGAUGACUCAGGCAUUAGCGGUGGUGAGGAUGGUGACGACGAUGGAAUUGUUAAUGGUGAUGGUAGUGAUGACAAUGAUGAUGACAAUGAUGAUAAUGUACCUCUGGCCUGUCAAAAGAAAAGCGAGUCAAAGUACAAGUUUGAAAAGUGA